CGCGAGACUCAUAUGACACGGACAAAAUGGCGACCUCCGACGACUCACUGGAGAUACUUCUAAGUACGAUAUAUUGUGUGUGUCACGAUCAUUUCAAUGCCAUUACACACAAUAUAUAUUGAAAACUGAUGCUAUUCAAAUAUGCUUUGCACUUCAGCUGCUUUAUUUUUACAUACCUAGAGAACAUUUUUAUUAAAAUGUUUACAUAUGAAUUAAUCUGAGACACUAUGACUAUAACUGAUAACUCUAUACUAAAUUGACUAAAUACUACUAUACUGAGAUUAUACUAAUUUACUAUAAAAUAUAACUAUCUAAUCUUGUUUUUCCCAAUGGGGGUCCACGCCCCACAGGGGAAAAAUUCGAUUGCUUUGGGGGACAAUUGGAAAAUGAGCUGUCUAGAAUUUGAAAACUGUCUACUAUGAUUUAUCUGGUAUUUUGAAAAACAAAGUGUCUACAUGUCCGGCGACCGGUUGAAUAAGUUCUCGAGAUAUUCGUCCGGCGAUCAGGUCACAUGACCGCUGUAACAAUGGUGGGCAAGACAUCUGUCCGUCAGCCUUGUCACACGACCUCUAAUAGUAAUAGUCUUAUCAUAAAACUGGCGUCGGAGAUGCAUGGGGGCGACAAGACCGACAAGUAUUAUACACUUUAUUUCAAGAAAUAAGGUGGGGGGGAGCAAUGCAUACUAGAAGGAAGAAAUACUGAGAGCGGUAGAGACAGGAUAAAAAUGAUAGAGAGGGUGAUAAAUGAUUAAGGCGGGGAGGUCCAAAGUUCACAAAGAAAUAGACCCGACGUCUUAAUAUAGAAUAUAGAGCCAAUAUAUAGUGUGCUGUUGGGGUAGCCUCCUUCUCACGCAAUAUUAAUUGCCUAAAAUAAAAGUUUGACAGUAGGUCUGUUGACUGGAAGGUAUUGGUUAUUUUCUUUGGUUCAUAUUUUAAACUUAGGCCUAGGCUACUAGGUGGAGCUUUAUAAGAUAUUUAAACCAAGAUAACAGCCUUUUUUAAAUUUUAUUUUGCCGACGACCUCUUUUCACAUGACAUGUCUGCCGGAAUAAUAAUACAUACUAGUCGUCCGGCGGUCACGUAACAUGUCCACUGGAAGACUAUCUACCGCACUAUUUGUCCUGAAACACUGAUCUAAUCUCUAUUUCAGUCCUGAGUUCAUGGCUCACAACUUUCACAUUUAUGUUUAACUUUCAAAUUUUAAUGCUAACUAAAAGCCCUAGUGAUAGAUUUAAUGAGAAGGCUCGUUUGAGUUCUGAAUAGGUCUACUCAAUCUUAAUUUAUAUUGAAAUUGUUAAUUGUUAAUUUUUUUUGACCAGGCAGUUACCAAACAAUGGCUUUAACAAUGCAGCUCAAAGACACAACUCAAUAAUGAAUGUUCGGGCUUCUUUGGCCUACUCUCUUCAAAUUUUCUUCUUCCAAAUCUCAAAUAAAUUUACAAAAUAAAUUUGGAUAAAUGAUAAUAGGGAAAUGCAAGCAAAAGAAACAAAUUUAGAGAUGUGUUUAUGAAAAUCACUUUCAUUACUGUCUCAAGCUGAGCGGUCACUAUUAUGUUAAUUCUGCAGGUAUGACAAAUGUUACAAUUUAGAAGAAAUUUUUUCUCCAUUUCGAUAAGCGCAUCGAAUCAAUGGGACCAAAGUAUGGCAAUGAAGUGGCUUGAAAUAUCUAUAAUAAUCAAAAUUGGCAAUCACUGACCGAGUCCAAAGCAAUAUAUUUUUAAAGAAGUUUUGGUUCUAGAGUAGGGGUUUCAAACUCAAAUUAUCCAGGGGCCGCAGGAGGUAGAAUCUGAGUGAGAAUGGGCCGCAUCAAGUAUUCCAUAAAAAAGCAAUUACAAAUUCAAUAAAGUAGAAACCACUGUUACUGUCUGCUCAAACUUUAUUUAUACAAAAAUAAAAACAUUAAGGGUUUUCAAGAACUAUAGGCUUCAAUUACUUCCUCCUACUCCUUGUUGCUAGUGAUCUGGCAGCACUUCUUCUUACACAGCUGAGAAACAUUUGGCUAUUGUAGGGAGGAUGAAUUUUGAUUUUUUUAUCAUAGAAAAGUCCUUUUUGACUAACCCUGUUUUGAAAGGGAGCAAUCUGACAGGCUUGGAAUUUCCCUCAUUCAUCACUCAUACACACUAGCGGCAAUUUUAAUAGGGAUUUUUUGAUACUGUGUCAAAUUGCAACAAUUUACACAAAUAUGGCUGUGCAUUACCCAGCGACUGACUUUUUCAACUUUUAAUGUAUAUAAAAUAUUCAUAGCAUAUUUUCUCAAAACGGUACUUUAGCCAUGUUUGUCUCAUAAAAUAAAUAAUAAAUUUUUAGUCUGAUUUUAAAACUGUUUUUACCAUUAUAAUCAACAUCCAAGCCUAUACAAACAUAAUAAAAAUCAGAAUUAGACUAGUCAGUGAAAUUCGAAUGAAACUGUCGCAGAAGGUCACAAUAUAGAUAUAAGAAUGGGAGAACGCAAAAUAUCGUCUUGUGGGCACAAAUGGCCAGUGGGCCACAAGUUUGAGACCCUGUUCUAGAGACUUGAUGAAUUCUUAAAGAUGAAGCCAACCAACCUUGUCCUUGUUUGUAUAGUUAUUUUUUUAUUUGUAUAAUUCAAAUUAAAUAACUCAUGUCAUGUGUUUUUCUGGAACUGACUCUAAGAGAGACAGCCCUUGCGAUGCUUUUCAUUUGACAGUGAUUUCCCCUUGAAAUGCAUUCUUGAACACAAAUUUCUUAUUAAGAUGGAUGACCCUUGGGACAGCAUAACAUUUUCCUUACCGGUAUAUGGAGUUGCUUACCUUAAAAAAAAAAUUCCCAACAAAUUGUUUCCCUUCAGUAAGGAAUUAGUGUGCUUUUUAAGUCUGAAUUAUGAGUCUUGAUUCAUUAGCUGAAAUCUGUAAUAUUCAAUUUUGGGGGUGGGGGGUCAACUUUGACUGAUAAUAAUGCGAGCAUGAAUUGAAAAUAGUAUUUCUGAUUUCUGACUUGUUUAUGAGUUUCUAUUUUAAUUGUAGAGUUGUAUGUCUCAUGUACUCUGGUUUUACCAAAAGACGAAUAAAACCAAAAGACUUGGCCUAAUACAUUAAUUUAUAUGUAUAUAAUAUGUAUCUUUGGUCAUUCAGUGAAGAUUGUGUGCCUUCCAUAAUAUAGUUAUAAUAUGGGGAGACGGCAAUCAAGUUUUUAAAGUGGAAAUAAGUAACACGCUGUCAAAUAAAGAUUACACUGAACAAUAAACUCAUCAGAAAAAGCAAACAAUAUAACAGUAAAAUUUAUAGAAUUUAGCAUAUAAGUUUGGAAAUUGUGAAUGGUUACAAGAAAUUUAAAUUGAAAAAGUAUACUGGUAUAUUGUUCCUGUACACUUUUGUAUAAAGGAGGUGAUUUUUAUCAAUUUUGGGUCAUGCCUAUCAAUAACCCUAACACCCUUGCAAUAUCUUUUUCUUGCCAAUAUUUUCAAUUGGACUAACCCUAACACCCUUGCAAUAUCUUUUUCUUGCCAAUAUUUUCAAUGUCCACUACUGGUACUCGAAAUAUAUAAACAAAAGUUAAUUAAAAAAUCAAAAUAGUCACAAGAAUAAAAUUAAAUUUCAUUUAUCUAUCAGACAGAGCGACAGAUCCUUCAAUGAAAGAAGAAGAUUGGGAUAGAAUAACUGCUUUUUGUGACAAGGUUGUAAUGGAACUAGAGGGACCACUUCUGUCUACAAGACUACUAGCCCAUAAAAUUCAGUCUCCACAAGAAAAAGAGGCUCUUUAUGCUCUAACAGUAAAUACAACUUUUGAUCUGCCCACAUCUAUUAAUUUUUUAAAAUAUAGUUGAGUUGCAGGCAUCUUGUACAUGAGACAUUUGAUUUACCAACAUUCAAUUUCAUGACUAUAACUUAAAAAUAAUUUUUCAAGGAUUGGUAGGGAACCCAUCAUUAUGUUAUACUUUUUUUUUUAAUGAUAACUGCAAUUAUUUGUUUGGUCAUUGACAUUUUUUUCCAGACUCUGGAAGCUUGUGUCAAAAACUGUGGUAGAUAUUUCCAUCAAGAAAUCGGGAAGUUCAGGUUUCUCAAUGAAAUGAUCAAAGUUGUGUCACCAAAGGUAAUUUAUUGAAAGAAAUAAGGUUGUGUUGGAAAAAAGGUAAUGAAAUUCCAAUGGUUAUUUAUUCUUGCAAUUUUUUUUUGUUACAUGGAGUUUUCAGGUCGGCUUCAACACUAGAUCCACUGUUAACAAUUAUAAUUUUAACAUUAUUUUAUUAAUGGUAAAUGAGCAUGUUUAAGCAAUAACGCCCAUAUUUUUUUUUCAGUAUCUGGGUAAUCGCACUUCAGAAAAAGUAAAGAAAAGAUGUAUAGAAAUUAUCUAUAGUUGGUAUAAAGGCCUUACACAUGAGCCAAAAAUAGGAGAAGCAUACAAAAUGCUUAAAGCACAGGGAAUAGUUAAAGAGGAUCCAAUUUAUAUGGAUAAGGUUAGUGCUGAUAAUGAGCUUUGCUUUCAGUAAUACUGCUAAUGAGCUUUGUUUUAAGGAAACAUAUUAAUGCUUUUAAAAGAAAUCUGUGCACUAAUUAGUCAGUAUUAAUAAAGAAGUUUUUAAAAAUGUUGACAUUUGCUCUAAAUGUGCUUGAUGCAAAGUCAUUAAUUAAAAAGUAAAAGUGACCAAACUGGCAGAAUGGAUACUAAUUUCUUACCGCUGUUUGUGUUGUUCUUAUUUUAAAAUUUAGUUUAUCUUGCUAGCGAAAAGGAAAAUAAAAUUAUUUUCUUAGGUAGGUUACAAAAAUAAUUUAAUUCCUAUGUUUUUUAAUCCUUAAGUAAUGUUCAGAUUAGCUGAAAAUACUUAAUCCUUUUUGUUAGUUCACAUGAUUAGAUAAGCUUUAUUACACUGUAACAUAAAAUGUUUCUUUUUUACCAGAGUUUUGAUCCCUUCCCACCACCUAAACCGAGGAAAGCAGAUUUCGAAGAUGAUGAAAAGGCAAAGGUAACUGUUCAGCCAUUUUUCUUCAUGUUUUAGAAAGUUGAAUGUACUUGUUCGGCUUUAUGCUGUCUGGAUGCCAUUGAAUUUUAAUGUGGAGAAACAAUUUUUAUUCACUAAUCACAAGUCUUCAAUUUAAAAAAACCCAUUAAACUUAUCACCUUUGACAUCCUUAAGCCUGUCGGGACCCUUGAAAUUGUGAUGACUUCAAUUUUUGUCUUGAACUUACACAUGUUUUACUCCAACAUCUACAAACACUUUUAUGUAAAUAUUGCAACAUUAGUAACAAAUUCUAAUUUCUCCCUAGUGAUUAACUGGCAUUUUGUGAAGUGUUUUCAUAUUUUUAUUGUUUUCUUAAGUCAAUUAUCUAUACUCUACUGUACAUCAAUUUUUCUUAUUUGUGCCUGAAAACAUCAAUUCAAUGAUUGCAGACACUGGAGCGACUUCUGAGAAGUAAAAAUCCUGAGGACUUGCAGGCAGCUAAUAGACUAAUUAAGAAUAUGGUGAAGGAGGUCUGUAUUCAAUUGUAUCAGUAAGAAAUUAUUUACAGCAUUAAAAUCUAAUAGGCAGUAGGCUGAAAUAGUUUCAUUUAGAUAUGUCUAUUCAUUGAAUCUGUUUGAGUCAGGAUUGAAAGCUUUUUGAACUCAUUACUGCUAGCAAUGCUGCUUAAAUACUUAAUUAAUAUUCCAGAGAAAGGGAACUCCAUUUUGCUCUCGAUUUACAUUUGUAAAAUAUUUUGUUAUGCUACUAAAUAUUAAUUAAUAUAUGAAUUAAGGAUAAAUGCAUCCAGAAAUAAAUUAGGUUUAAUAAGAAUAUAACUUUAAUGGCGAACAAAUAAUGAUCAUUGACCCAAAAAAUCUAUUUUUGGCACCUCAGAUGAACACAUGCUAGAUGGAGUCGGGAACGAGUUCAUAUGAAUGAAGAAUAACAAUUAAAUACAUCUUAACAUACUCAAAUAUUUUCUUUAUUAUUAUAACAAUAAAUUUAAAAGCUCAAAAUUAAAUUCUGCCUGUCACAAAAUAGGACAUGGAAAAAACUGAGAAGCGAUCUCGUCGAAUCAAUGAACUAGAAUCUGUACACAACCAAGUGAAACUCCUAACAGAAAUGAUCAGUGAAUAUUCAGCCAACACAUCCUCUAAAGAAGAGAUUGAAAUGAUGAAGGUGAUUUCUUUUAUUUCUCUGCUAAAAGAAGAGAGUAUGCUUGUAAAAACACCCAUUGUGUGUAUUUUAUAUGGAUGUUGGCGAACAUUGUUUCAUAAAUAUUUAUCCUGCAAAAGUAAUUUUAUAUUUUAAAAAGAAAACAUCUAUUUGAUUGACAUUUAAGGUUAUGUAAUUCAUAUUGACUGUUUAAAAUCAGUAUGAUAAUAAGACCAAAAUUAUAACACCAUUUAUACUUUCUGUCUGUAAGAAAGGUGUCUGGCAUUGAAAAAAAAUUUAAUAAAAUUUUGAUGUUUUAGGAUUGUUUUCUGUAAUUUUUUUUUUUGUUACAUUUUUGUGAAUUUCAACUGAUGCAUCGAAGAUAACAAUAACAAUGAAAUUGUAUGUUUCCAAAGGAAUUGUAUGAUAACCUUGAAAAGCAAAGACCAAAUUUAUUUCGACUAGCAAGUGACACAGAUGAAAAUGACAAUGACGGAAUAAGUGAGUUGUCAUAACUUAGCCUACACAGAUUUUUCAAAGUGCUGGGAAUUCUGGACAAUACUUUUUAUAAAUUAGACUAAAUUUAACUAUAAGAUGUCCUCAAAAUAUUUUGUGUCUUUUUUUUUUUUUUUUUAACUCUCAUGUUUGCUUGAUGCAGAUGAUAUCCUCAAGGCUAAUGAUUCUGUAACGAGAGUUAUGACUUUAUAUAAAGAGCAUGUUGAAGGAGAAAAGCCUGCUGGAGAUUACACUGCAGGGGCCAAAGGUUAGCAAAUGAUGUAAAUCUCUUUUGUUCUCAGAUCAUUUCAAUCAUGUUUUAUCUAAAAAUAGAUUUGCACUAUUCUGUGAUAUUCUAAUUAUUAUUAAAAUAUUUUUUGUUAUGUUUUUUUACUUGUAAAAAAAAAAAAAAAAAAUAACUUUUUUUUCUGACUUGGACUGUAACUGUGACAUUGAAUGUCAAAACGAGUGUCCGUUCUGACAGUUGAUAGUUGAAAUUGACCUUAAUCAAAUGUUUUUUCUCUGUUUUAACUUCAGAUUCUUCAUUAUUGGAUUUGGGUCUUGAUUCCAGCUCUGCUAAAUCUCACACUACCUCUGCUGUGGUCACACCAUCUUCAUCAGCAGCACUCUUGGAAAAUGAUUUUAACUCUUUAGGUGAAGAGCCCCCUCAUUAUUCUUUGACUCAAUUGCCUCGAUACAGUGGGCCCUUUUUUUUCCUUGUGUCACCUAAGCGGAUAAAAUUUACUUUUUAUUGUUCAUUGCUUGUUGUUAUCAGUUAUUGUGGCAACAACACAUACAAAAUUUUUUUAAAAGUCAAUUUAACUUCCCUUGACUUGAUUUUGAAUUCCUGUUGUUAGUAAUACACCCUUGGGAAACAAAAAUGUCUAGGGUACUUCCAAAAUGGGCUGCUUUGCUCCCAUAAAUAACCGUAAUUAGCACUGUAACUGUCAAGUGCAUUUUUCUUUAGUGUCGAGCCAUUUUUAGCAUUUUCAUAUGCUUGUCAAAAAUGGCAAAAGAGGAUAAUAAAUGAAUUCAGAGACCCUUACAGGUAUACAUUUUCUGAAAGUACAAUUGGACAAGGUAUCUUAUAGCAUGAAAAGAAUUUUUUAUAUUUUAAUCUUGACCUUUACAGAGUUGAUAAAAAUUUUGCUACAAAACAUCCGAAUUCAACCUAACCUACAAAGCCAUAAAUUGUUCAAACUAUCAUAAAAUCAAUUUGUUUUUUUAAUACUUUUAGAAAAUGUCAAGUUAUUGGUGCUUAUUUUGAAAAUUGUGAUAUUGGUGAAUUUUUUUCAUUCACUACUUGCAAAUUUCUGUCAAACAAAAUUCAAGGGGAAGGCAUGAAAUGAGUUCAAAAAUUACUUUUCAAAUGAAGUUAUUAAAUCCAUUUUGUAUUGAUUAAUACUCCAGAACAUACACAAACAUUAGUGUCUUUGUAAAAUACGACUAAGCUUAAGGCUAAAUGUGUCAACAUCUGACUCUUAUGUCACCAUCACAGCUAGAGCUAAUACUAACUCUGUCAUUACUAGCACAUGAGUUCAUUGAACUCUCUGAAUUCAUUGCUUUCAUUUUAAUCCUUUUAAAAUAUCUCCAUUAAAGAAAGUCAAUGUUGAUUUUGCAAUUUAGAAUGGGGGCCCUCUCCAGCAUCAGACAUUUUGCUGUUUAAAAGAAUUGAGCAAAUUUUACACCUGAUCAAUCUCACAUAAAGCCUUGAUAAAAGCAUGUUAACACAUGGAUAGAGAUGUAAAUAGGAAGCAAUGUCAUUUAUAUAGAGUGAUUUUUCCCCUUAAUCAAUAUAUUAAAUCAUUUCCAUUUUUAAUGACGACUGUGACAAUAUGGAAAGGGGUUUAACAGCCGAUGAUCUGCCGCUAUGACAGUUAUAGGGUUUAAAAAACUGAAGAUUUUUGCUUUGAUUGGUUUUUUUAAUACUUUUUUUUUUGCCUUCAAAAAUGUUUAAAUCUAGAAAAUAUACAUUAUCAAAGUCUUUGAUUAAAUAUUUAAGAUCCAAUGGAACAUGAUAGUCUAUUUGGAGUAGGGCCAUCUUAAAACUGCUGCCUAUUAACUUUCCAUUGUCCUUCUUUUAUGCUCAGGUUUAGGUGACAUGAAUGAUCUAGGCAGUAUUUUCAGUGGAGUCUCACCCCAACAACAGGUAUUUUAACACUGAGCUCCUAACUUAUUGGGAAUAAUGGUUAAAAAAAACUGCUAUUUAUAAUUUUAAAUAAUGAGCUCUGGAAAGAAAGGAAUCUUUUUGCUUGUUUACAUUUAUAUUGUUCUACCGAAAUGAAAUUUUCUACCCAAUUUGAUUUAUUUGUAUUAAAAAUUACAUCCAAACUUUGUUUUUUGGUUAUUAUUAUUAUAUGAAUAUUAUCUUCCAAAUUUUCAAUGAAAGAAAAAAUUGUUUUUGUUUGUAUGCAGAAUUUAGUUACAUAAUUUAUAGACCACAGGUGUAUUUAGACAAAGGUGUAUUUAGACACAGGUGUAUUUAGACACAGGUGUAUUUAGACACAGGUGUAUUUAGACACAUGUGUAUUUAGACACAGAUGUAUUUAGUUAAAGAUAAAUAUUUACAGCAUAAAGUUGAAUGAGAAUUAUUUGAAAUAGCAGGUGUGAUUUUUAAAAACUAUUUUUUUUUUAUUAAAGCCUGUUGUGCUAAACAGUUUAUCUGGCCAACCCAUGAUGACACCAGCCCACAUGGGUAUGCAUUCAUCAAUUCCUCAUUUUGCUGCUCAGCCAGGAUUUAGUUCACCCCAGUCAAUGCUACAAGCAUCAGGAAUGUUUUCAGGUACUGGGUAGUUACCUCUGACCCUCUCAUUCCCAGUAGUCACACUGGUCACAGCUACCUUUUAAAAAAAUAAUAAAGAGCACAUCUUUUUAAAUUAAGUUUGAAUUAAAAACCUAGAUGUUUUCUGAAUACACUGCAAUUUUGUGGUCCACAGCAGCCCCUCCAGCUUACAGCGCCAUCUCACACAGCAUACGACCAGCCACUGCCAGCCCAUCAGAGCCUUCACUAAGUGUAUUUAACAACCAGGCUGCUCCUAGAGUGCCAUCAAACUCAUCUUUAGCUGACCUAGAUAUUCUCAACCAAUCUUUACAAGAUUAUAAACUCCAUAAGGAAACUUUCCCAGUCAAAACGUAAGUGGCUUUAUUUUUCUUUUCUUUGUGCCAAGUUUAUUCCAGUUGCUGUAGCUGACCCAGAAACUCAAAUAUUUUGGGAUUAAAAAACCAAUUGUAAUCCCACGCCAGGUUGGCUAACAUUUUCCAACUUCUGCCGUCAGUGUUUUUUUUAAAAUCAGGAUUCACCUUCUCUCAAAGAAUAACCGCCUUAUUUACUCAUAACUGUGAACGACCAUGUGCAUAACCUCUUGGUUCAUAAAGACACCUUUGCACACCUACCUCCAAACUAUUUGAUAAUGUAAAAUGCGUGCAAAAUAUAAUAUAGUUGACGGAGUGAGGGAAUCUAAGUAGACAGUCCUGGACAUUUGUGUAAUCUGAGUGAGGAAAUCUAAGUAGUCAGUCCUGGACAUUUGUGUAAUCGGAGUGAGGAAAUCUUAGUAGACAGUCAUGGACAUUUGUGUAAUCGGAGUGAGGAAAUCUAAGUAAACAGUCAUGGACAUUUGUGUAAUCCGUUUGAUACUUUGUUGACUCAGUCCUUUCACUAGUUUUUUGCAAGUUAACAUUUAAAUAUUUAAAAAUUCUAUAAAUUUUAUUUUAAGUGGCUCUGUUUAGCCCUAAAGUGCACAUUUAUUAUCUUUAAGUGGCUCUGUUAAGCUCUGAAGUAAACAUUUAGCAUCUUUCAGUGGCUCUGUUUAGCUCUCAAGUGCACAUUUAUCAUUUGCCCUUUCCAGAUCAUAAAAGAAUAUUUUCAGUUAUUAAUUGUCAAAUCUUUCCUGAAAUUCUUCUAGAAUUUUGUGUUAAUAAUUAUGUGUAUGAUAAUCAUACCUUUAUCUUCUAAUAAUAAUAAAUUGAUUGUAAUAAAUGCUACAUUCAGUAUUUGCUACAAAUUAACAAAAAGCUUUGACAGUAAUCACACAAUAUAUGAUGCUUGCAUGUAUCACUUAUCAUAUGAUUAACUCUUUAACAGCCUGUAGCAUGCCUCACACAAUUUACUCAAACUGCUUGUAAUAUGUAUCACAAUUUAUGCUGUUGUUCAUUUUCAGAAUGAACAAAAUUGGCCAGUGAGUGCUUGUUUCUAAUAUUCCGUAGCAUGUUGAAUGAGACCUUAUUUUUAUUCUCUUCAUUUAGCUGACCUGCAGCAACAUCCCACAUCUUGCCACUGCUUUUUUAUUCUUAAAUAGUAUAAUCUAUUUACUUUUGAUCAUUGCUUUUGCCAUUUUUCUCAGCUUUUUUGUAACCCUGAUUAAGUGAUCCCAAAUUAAGAUUACAAUAAAACUGAUGUGGUGAUAAACAUUUGUCCGUGUUCAAACAAAAUCAAAUGAUAACAUUCUGAUCAAACCUUGUGCUGUGGGCUUGGUGUCGGUUAAAGCAUGUCUGUUAGCAUUUUGAUCAAACUUUGGUAAAGGACUGUUAUGGUUAAGUCGUGUUAACUUUUUUACUGGGUUGUUAUGGGUUAAAUCAUAUCAUUCAGAUCAAACUUUGGUGCUGUGUCUUUGCUAUGGGUUGCAUCAUGUCUCAUUUCAUUUUUUCCUCUUGAUUUGAUAUUUAAAUUUGUCAGCAAACUGAAAGGUAUUUAACUGCAGCAGCUUAGUUUGCCUUACUGAUUAUAGCUGCUAAUCAAACAGAAAAUCAUGUUUACUGCUACUGCUGCUAAUGGACUAACAUUUAUUUUGAAAGUUAAAAAAAUAUAUUUUUUAAUUGAAUCUUGAAAAAAAUUACACAUGUUGAAUUCCUAUUAUGAGAAUAAGGUGAACUUCCUGCUACCUUCUUAACAAUUGGUUUAUAUGUUGCCAGUAAAUCAUCACCUCUAAAUAAAGUUUCAUAGAUAUUUAAUAAUUCCUUGUCUUUAUCAGUUCACCCUGUAUCUAAGAAAUGUUUUACUUUUCUCGCUGAAUUGACAGGGCGCCCGCCAAACUGCCCAUGAACCAGAUCGCUGCCAACAAAGCUGCUGCAUCGUCUUCAGCAACAUCGACAACAACAACAGCAACAACAACCCCAAUGAUUCCGACCAGCUUUGGUGGUGGGCUGCCCCUACUCCAGCCACAGCCCGCAGUCCCGGGGACGACAACUCAGGUUUCAACUAUCAGUAAUGAUUUCUCUCCUUUGGUUAGUGCUGAACCCGUGCCUGAGUUACUGCCCCUCACAGACAUCUUUGUGCCACUGGAAAAGAUACAGCCUGGUGAGUCAAAGAUUUCAUUCCUGAUGUUUAUUGAAGACUUUCACGCCAUUGUAUUGGUUUCCUGAUGCAUUUAUUUCUGAAUAGAUGAGAAUGUAUCAAUUUUAAUUUUAAGUUCGUGUGCUGUUAUUACAUAAUUUCAUGCUUUACUGUUGCACAUCAUUUCAUGCUUUAUUGUUGCACAUCAUUUCAUGCUUUACUGUUUACUGUUGCACAUCAUUUCAUGCUUUACUGUUGCACAUCAUUUCAUGUUUUACUGUUAUAUAUCAUUUCAUGCUUUACUGUUACACAUCAUUUCAUGCUUUACUGUUGCAUAUCAUUUCAUGCUUUACUGUUAGACAUCAUUUCAUGCUUUACUGUUGCACAUCAUUUCAUGCUUUACUGUUGCACAUCAUUUCAUGCUUUACUGUUGCACAUCAUUUCAUGCUUUACUGUUGCACAUCAUUUCAUGCUUUUCUGUUAGACAUCAUUUUAUGCUUUACUGUUGCACAUCAUUUCAUGCUUUACUGUUAGACAUCAUUUCAUGGUUUACUGUUAGACAUCAUUUCAUGCUUUACUGUUGCACAUCAUUUCAUGCUUUUCUGUUAUAUAUCCUUUCAUGCUUUACUGUUAGACAUCAUUUCAUGCUUUACUGUUACACAUUGUUUCAUGCUUUACUGUUACCGGUACACAUUGUUUCAUGCUUAACUGUUGCACAUCAUUUACUGUUGCACAUCAUUUCAUGCUUUACUGUUAGACAUCAUUUCUUGCUUUACUGUUAUACAUCAUUUCAUGCUUUACUGUUAUACAUCAUUUCAUGCUUUACUGUUAUACUUCAUUUCAUGCUUAUGUUUCACUUGUCUUCAAAGACAUCAUGAAUAUUUCAAUUUGUUUUGGACAGCACCAAAUAUACCAUCAGUGACAGCCUACGAGAAGAACAAUCUAAAAGUUGUGGUUCAUUUUGCCAGGGAUCGACCUCGGUCAGAUGUGGUCACCAUGGUGGUGUCCACUUUAUCAACAAACUCUGACCCCAUCACAGGCUUUGUCUUUCAAGCGGCUGUCCCCAAGGUACUUCUGCUCUUAUUGACUUCUGUCUUUCAUUAAAUCAUGUUAAAAUACUGACAAGUUGGUGUGGAAAAAUUUAACGCAUCAGUCCACCAUCCAUUGCUACAGGUAUUAGCCUACUUGCUAGUUAGUUUUGACAAAUUUAAUGCAUCAGUCCACCAUCCAUUGCUACAGGUAUUAGCCUACUUGCUAGUAGGUUUUGACAAAUUUAACGCAUCAGUCCACCAUCGGUUGCUGCAGGUAUUAGCCUACUUGCUAGUUGGUGUGGAAAAAUUUAAGGCAUCAGUCCACCAUCCGUUGCUGCAGGUUAUUAGCCUACUUGCUAGUGGGUUUUGACAAAUUUAAUGCAUCAGUCCACCAUCCAUUGCUACAGGUAUUAGCCUACUUGCUAGUAGGUUUUGACAAAUUUAACGCAUCAGUCCACCAUCUGUUGCUGCAGGUAUUAGCCUACUUGCUAGUUGGUGUGGAAAAAUUUAAGGCAUCAGUCCACCAUCCGUUGCUGCAGGUUAUUAGCCUACUUGCUAGUGGGUUUUGACAAAUUUAAUGCAUCAGUCCACCAUCCAUUGCUACAGGUAUUAGCCUACUUGCUAGUUGGUUUUGACAAAUUUAACGCAUUAUUCCACCAUCCAUUAAUGCAACUGUGAGCCUACUUGCAAGUUUGUUAAGAAAAAUAGAACACAAGAGUCCAUCUUCCAUUACUGCACCUGUGAGCCUACUGGCUAGUUAGUGUGUACAAAUAGAACGCAAGAGUCCAUCAUCCAUUACUGCUGCCAUGUAUGUAUGUAUGGCAUUUUUCCGUCUGCGGGAGACGAUAGAUUAUCUUUAUUGCUUGCAGCUCUUGGUGUGGCUGGUGAGACCAAUCCUCGAAUGGCAGUCUCUGUUACAUUUCCCACAAACGAAUGCGGUGGAGCAGUAUUUACCGGCCUUCCUCCUCGCUCUAUUUGCAGCUGUUUCCACCCUGUUUUGCUCCUUGGCAUGUAGUGAUCCUGCCUUCACGAUGCCCCGCCAUGAGGAUCGAUCCUCUGCCAGCUCCUCCCAGUUUGAGAUGUCGAUGUUGGCCGACUUCAUGUCUCUUUUGCAUAUGUCUAAGUAUCUCAGACGAGGCCGUCCAACUGACCUUUUCCCUGUCGCCAGCUCGCUGUAUAGCACGUCCUUUGGUAUGCGACCAGGUUGCAUUUAUGCUUGAUGUGUCCAAGCCAGCGGAGGCGUCUUUGGAUUAACAUGGCUGGGAGGCUACACAUGUUUGUUUGGGACAAGACAUCCGUGUUGGGGACUUUGUCUUGCCAUUUAAUGUCCAGGAUGUGGUGCAGGCAUCUGAGGUGGAAGCCAUUGAGCCUUCUUUCAUGUUUAGAGUAUGUGGUCUACGACUCGCAUCCAUACAGGAGUGUGCUCAGUACGCAGCCCUGGUACACAUGCAGCUUAGUUCUUGUUGUGAGUUUGGCGUUUGACCAGACUCUUUUCUUCAGUCUGGCCAUAACAGUUGCGGCCUUCCCUAUCCUCCCACUUAUCUCAUCCUCCAUUGAGAGGGUGCUCGAUAUGUUGGAUCCCAGAUAUGUGAAUCUGUCAACAGUAUCCAAGUCGUAGUCGUCGAUAGCAAUAGUGGGGAGGGAGUCAGCGCCCUCUGCCAUGCUAGUUUUCUUUAGGCUAAUUGUCAGGCCAAACUCUUUGCAGGCAGCGGAUAGGCUGGAUAGGAGGCUCUGCAGGCCGUCUGCUGAGUGAGAUACCAAAGCGGCAUCAUCCGCAAACAAGAACUCCCGCAGCAAGACCUUUCUUGUUUUAGUCUUAGCUCUAAGGCAGGCAAUGUUGAAUAAUUUGCCGUCAUCUCUAGUGUGGAUGUAUAUCCCCUCGCUGUUGUUCUGAAAGGCAUACUGGUGUAGGAUGGAGAAAAAGAUUGCAAAUAAAGUAGGAGCCAGCACGCAACCUUGCUUUACUCCACUACUCACUGGGAAAGCUUCUGAGGCGGCACCGUUAUAGCACACUGUGCCCUGCUUGUUUUCAUGGAAGUGCUUGAUUAUGUUAAGCAGUCAUGUAGGGCAGCCUAUCUUUUUGAGGAUCUGAAACAGGCCGUUUCUGCUGACAAGAUCAAAAGUCUUAGUGAGGUCGACAAAUGCAAUGUAUAAAGGCAUAUGUUGCUCCCUGCACUUCUCCUGCAGCUGGCGCAGAGAGAAGCUCAUGUCUAUGGUUGACCUACCGGCGCGAAAACCACAUUGCGAUUCUUGGAAUACACGCGAUGCUGGGUCUGUAGGUGUGUUAAUGCAACUCUGGUGAAAGCCUUUCCAACUAUGCUGAGGAGGGAGACUCCACAAUAGUUGUUGCAGUCACUCUUGUCUCCUUUAUUUUUGUACAAUGUAACAAUGUUUGCAUCUUUCAACUCUUGUGGUAGCUGUCCCUAUUCCCAGCACAGAGUAAGGAGAUCGUGCAAGGGCCGUAAAUAGUACUCCUUUUCCACAUUUGAGAGCUUCUGGUGGGAUACCAUCAUUGCCCGGGGCUUUCCCACUGGCGAGACAAUCGAUGGCUCUACGUAGCUCUUCUAUUGUGGGUAGGGUAUCAAGCUCCUCCAUGACCGGCAAGUCACUUCCGGUUAGAUGGGAUUCGUGUACAUGUUUUUUUUUAUGAAGAAUCUUUCUUUGACUAUGACAUUAUUGGCCAAGUAAAUCCUCAACAAACUGUGAUUUAUCAACUAAAAUGUCACCAUUGCUGGUCAAGGGAUGAGCCAAAUGUCACCAUUGCUGGUCAAGGGAUGAGCCAAAUGUCACCAUUGCUGGUCAAGGGAUGAGCCAAAUGUCAGGUAACGACCAGUUCCCUACUCGGUUUACAGACCAUUGCUGGUCAAGGGAUGAGCCAAAUGUCACCAUUGCUGGUCAAGGGAUGAGCCAAAUGUCACCAUUGCUGGUCAAGGGAUGAGCCAAAUGUCCCCAUUGCUGGUCAAGGGAUGAGCCAAAAGUCACUGUCUUCAAUAUGCUUAGCUAUUUAUGUGAUUUCGGGGUUUGUACUGCAUUGUUGAUAUUCGGCACCAUGUUUGUUACCACUUCCUGUCUUACUUGAAGCGUAGCAAAACUCUAUUUCUGUGUGUGCUCUCAGACUGAAACACACGGAGUAUUAAUAUUGCUUAAUAUAUAGCUUCGGGUAGAUGAGACUCGUAAACCAUGGCCGGUAGCUCAUAUAGGAGAGGGAAACUCUGACUCCAAACCUCUGCUGCCUUGCGGCUAUACUCACACGGGAAAGGCUAAGGGAGUAAACCCUGACAGAAAAUCAGGAAGAGGAGCUCCUAAGGUGUUCGUUUUUGAAAUCAAUUGCAUUCUGGCAGUUCCUGCGACGCCGAUGGUGCCAAGCCGUAUCGACACUAGUUGAUCCCUUGGGUCCACCACUGGCGUGGAGAGGGGGGAUCUGCUGUCUGGGCACAAAUAGAAUACUAACUAUCCGACUAUCAACAUCUUCAGGUUUAGUCAAGAUCCUCAGUGCUUAUGCCCCAACCCUUUCCUCCAGCUCAGAAGCCAAAGACCAGUUCUACGAAGAUCUUAAUCAAACAAUAGCCAGCAUACCCAACAACGAAGCAAUUUACCUUUUGGGUGACUUCAAUGCAAGAGUAGGAAGCGAUCACAUGGCCUGGCCAACAUGCCUCGGUCAUUUUGGAAAAGGCAGGCUAAAUGAAAAUGGGCAGAGACUAUUGGAACUGUGCUGCCUACAUGGACUAUGUGUAACUAACACCUACUUCAACUGUAAGGCUAUCCACCAAGUGUCAUGGAGGCAUCCCCACUCUAAACACUGGCACCAGUUAGAUCUCAUAAUCACAAGACGCACACAACUGGCCAGUGUCCUCCUCACACGCAGCUACCACAGCGCAGACUGCGACACAGAUCAUUCCUUAGUGGCUAGCAAGAUAAGGCUACAGCCAAUCACCAGUUAGAUCUCAUAAUCACAAGACGCACACAACUGGCCAGUGUCCUCCUCACACGCAGCUACCACAGCGCAGACUGCGACACAGAUCAUUCCUUAGUGGCUAGCAAGAUAAGGCUACAGCCAAAGAAACUGUAUCACACCAAAAACAAGAGUAAACCACGCAUAAACAUCUGCUCCACCAAAAACCCAGAAAGAACAGAAGUAUACACCCAUAGUCUACAAGAAGCUCUUGUACAAACGCCACCAAUGGACACUAUUGAGUCCAAAUGGUCACAUUUGCGGGACACUAUCUAUAACUCUGCUAUCCAGGCAUUUGGAAAGAGAGAACACAAAAGUGCAGAUUGGUUCGAGGCCCAUUGGAAGGAAAUGAAACAUGUCACCGAUGCAAAAAGAAAGGCCCUCUUAGCUUAUAAAGACAGACCUUGCCCAGCAACUCUACAAUCGCUUAAAAGCGCCAAGACAAAUGCCCAGCAGGCAACUCGCCACUACGCUAACACAUACUGGCUCAAUCUAAGCUCCAGCAUACAAUCAGCUGCUGAUAGAGGUGAUGCAAAGUCAAUGUACGAGAAUAUAAAGCAAGCAACAGGCCCUCUGAUCUCCAAGACUGCGCCCUUAAUGUCCAAAUCAGGGGAAAUUAUUACUGAUCGAGAUAAACAACUUAAACGGUGGAUAGAGCACUACUUGGAAAUAUACGCAAGGAUAAACCAUGUCUCAACCGCUGCCCUGGACUGCUGCUAUGAACCUACUGGCAAUAAAUGCAGCUGAAUUGUGGAGGCAGACCUGUUUGGUUGACAGCUUAGAAAACAAACAGCUUGGCAGCUCCCAUGGGUUUCUGCCUUAUCAUUCCUUUCAGCUUUAGAGUGAAUUUACUGAAAUGUUUAAAGACUGACACAAAUGUUUUUUGUCUUUAGCCUCAUUAAUACAUUUUUUUUUUAAUUUUGUUCCCCAAUUUUUUUUAUUGCAAAUGUAUUUUUUUCCUGCAGAUAAUGAAAGUGAAACUGCAACCCCCAUCAGCAUCUGAUUUUCCUGCAUACAACCCAAUACUUCCACCGGCAGCCAUAACUCAGGUUAUGUUAGUGGCUAACCCUAGAAAGGUUGGUUUAGCUAAGUGAUGUUAUUAUAUCAGGGCCAACUCUGCAUUGACAUGGUGAUAGAUGUGAAUGGUGAAAGGGACAAAAACCCUUUUUUUGUUUUUCCCCCUUUUAAAAAAGUACCAUACCAGUCUGUGGGGUAUGACCACAUGGUGAAAAACAUUAUUUUCCAGGAAGAAAAGAGUGAGUAGAUUGGUGCCGCUUUCAAAUCAUUGGUUGCUGACAUAGGUUGGCAAGUUAAACAUGGAUUUGAUGAUGGUGCCGUGAAUUUAAAUAAAUUAUUCACAACAAAAAUAUAAUUUUUAGAUUUUUAAAAUUAUUUUAUUGUGUUUUAAUUAGCCUUACUCAACCUACUGGAAUCAAGUUCAGAAACAAGAUUUGGGAACAAACCUUCAUUGAAAAAAAUAGACAGAGCCAUUGAUCUAAUAGGCUUCCUUAUUUUCCCAGGAAAAAGUGAGAUUAAAGUACAAGCUGUCCUACACUUUGAAUGGUCAACUAGUAUCUGAUGUUGGUGAUAUUGAAGGCAUUCCAGUCCAGUAACAUGUAAACAGUGAUCGGUUUGUUUGUUAUUUUUGUGUUUGUUGCUCAUGUGGGCUUGAUUUUAUAUUUUCAGGUGGUUAACCAAAACAAAUAUGACAAAACAAUUGUACAUUAUAUUAUUUAAAUCAACCGUGAGGAUGACUUUAAUAAUUCUGCUUCUUACAAAAUGUGCAUAUGAAUAGAAGUUUUGUUGUUGGGAAAUAUUGCAAUAAUUUUCCAUGCAUAUCUUUUUUCUAAUAGUUUUUACUCGACUGCUCCACACGAAUAUGUUAUUUCCCUUUGCCUACAUGAUUUUCUACAGCAGAUUAUCUGAGCAUUGUCUAAGUCAACAAAAGCAUUCACAUAAUGUGUUUUUAAAGAUUGAGUUUAUUUUUGGACCAUCACUAUCCUAUCUGAAAACCUUCAGGUUAUUUCUGGUCUAUGUGUGUGCAAAUAAAUUGUGUAUAUGACUUGGUGAAAUAGUCUCGGAAACAUCAUGAAUGGGUGGAAUGUUACACUUUGUUCAAGAAUUAAAAGUAGCAUGUGUAUUCCGGAAUUAAAGUAGGAUAUUUCUUGAAAACAUUAGAAGUGGUCAUGUAUAUUUUGAAUUUACAGAAUUUUUAAUCUAUUUAAAGAAGAAAAGUUCUGUAUGAUUUGAAAUUAUAUUUUAAUUGAUCAUGUGUCAGGCUGAUAAGUUUCUGAUUGCUCAAGGGCUAAACUAUUUAAUGAUUAUGUCAAUAUUUUCGUUCUCAGUUUUCUUUUAAUAUCAUUCAGAAAAUGUUGGUGAUUGUAACUGAUAGGGUCGCACAGCCUAAAAAAGUGAGUUCUAAUUUAAGGUAAUUUGAUCAAAUGUAUCAUGUAUAAUUUAUUACUGCAGUGCAGCAUUCUGCUAAUGUACUCUCCGUCAACUAUAAUUAGAAAAAAGCACAGUUGCUUUUUUUUAAAGCUUAACAAUUUAUAGAAUCUUCUAUUACUUGACACAAAGAAUGUGAUGUGAACAUGAUUUAUUUCAAUUUUUGUCUAACAUACUAUCAUGUCAAAAUGGUCUUCUAAAACAGUGGUUCCCAAACGUUUAAGUUUGGCGGACCGGUGAACAAGUUUCGAAAUUUUACCAGGGACCGGUGCAUGAUUUAUUUUUAUACUUUUAUUUCUAUUUGACAAUAAAUAUUUAUGUUAUGGGGACCGGCAGCGUUAGGAAUGCGGACCGGUGAAGGUCCACGGGCCGCCAUUUGGGGACCACUGUACUAAAACACCCAUUUAUAGCUACAUGGGGUUGCAUGUUAUAGAUAAUAAAAUGGAUAUGUUGUCCUUCAUAUACAAAUUAUAACUAAAAUCCAUCUUUUAGUUUAGUGUUUUAAAAAUAAUUGCUGUCCAGAAAGAAAGGGAAGACCAAUUAUUUUUCAGGAAAAAAAACCAAGCAGCGAUUUUUUUUGUUUUUAAAGAAACAUGUUGAAGAUUUGUUGUCCUCUGUCAGCACUAUCCUGCUCUCUUGUUCUGUUGUUUAACUGAUGCAAUCUUUUUGUGUUCUGUGAUCUUAGAUAGAUUCAGCAGUUACAGAAAUAGCAACCUUGUGAUGGAUUUCACUGCUAUGCCUGUAUACAUUUACUGAGCUGCAAUACUCAAACACAUCAAUCUGUGGAAGCUAAAUUCAGAUUACCGGUACUUUAUUGGACUAAGAUGCUUUACAGCUAUUUCUGCUCUCACAUACUGAAUAAACUCUGAAAGUCUUUUUGCUAUGUGAAUGUUUUUAUAAAAUAAAAGACGGACCUUGUGAUCAGAAGAUGUUUUGCAAGGUUUUUAUCUAAAUUUCUAGAAAAGUUUGACCUAAAAUACACCAGUUAUCUUAUCAAAGAACAUUCCCUGCCAUAGGGGGCACUUUUCAAAAAGGGAGAAGUCAAUUUUUUAUUUAGAAAUUGAGUUAUGGUUACAUUUUUUUCCUAUGGGUAAAGGAUGUUUAUUAACUUCAGUUAAAUAAGGGACAAAAGUUAUACCGGUAUUCAUUUUGUCUAAAUUUGCCAUUUAUAAAAAAAAGCUCUUCAAAUGAAUUAUUAAAGAAGUAGAUCAAAUUUAAAUUUACAAAAGGAAUCAUUUUUUUUUUUAAUUUAGUAUUAAACAAAAUAUUUAGUCACUUAUCUAGAUGACACUGUAGAAGAUUUUGUAGAUAAUGUACACAAAUAGUAUGAGUCAUUACUGAUAAGUUUUUCCAAAGAUGUCAGUGUAUUUGUAUUUAUACUUGUUUUGCUAUCUUGUGUCUAUGAAUACUAUGAUUAUUAUAUGAGUUAUUACUUGUGACCAUAUAUAUGUAAUACAAUUAUGUACUAAGAAAUGUUUUAUGUUGUGAUAGACACACAACAUGGGAUGGAUAUCAAUCUUGUCAUUAUACAGCACUUGAAAUUUGGUUCCUCUUCUUAAAAAACAGGACAGCUAGUAUCAUUAACUAUCUUAUUUCUUUCAGUAUUAAUUAAUGAUAAAGUGCUUGUGUUCAGUGUAGUUACAUACUUUAAAUAAAUUUUUUUAGGUUUUCUCUAUCUACAUUAGCUCAAUGAAAUCAAUGAAAUGACAUAUUAAACUAAUCUUUCUAAUUUAGCUCUGGUGCGUUUUGAGAGAUCAUUAGCUUCUUUGCACUUAAUUGCUUUCUAACGAAACACACUGAUUAAUCUAUUCUAUAGGGAUUUAGCAUUUUAAGUAAGCUAGCAGUAGCACUGGUACAAAAAAGAAAAUAAUGGUGUCCUUCAUCUAGUCCUCAAAGUUAAGUUAGAACUCAUUCAUUGUUUCAUUUUACCUUGCCACCUUUUUAGUUCAUUGGAGUCUUUAAAAUGAUGUGAUACAAAAAUUAUGCAGAAAUAAAUGCUUGCCAUUCAAAAAAAAAUAAAGUAUUGUUUACAUUUCUAUAUAUAAUAUGAAGUCUGUAUUAAUAAUGAGUGAACUUUGGAUAGCCAAAAGAAAUUUUAAAAAUUAAACUGUCAAAGACUAAAGGGCUACCAUUAAAAAAAAACAAUAUGGCAGUCUUCAAAGGCUGACAUCAACCAAAUUAACAUUAUGUCAUAUACGGUAUAUAACAUUUCUGUAGUGCUAUUUACUGCUUGUAAUUUAUUUCAUCUUUUUUUUUUUGACUUGUAUGAUGCUAUACCAUAUGUAAAACAGAAAUGCAUGAAAACAAUA
Messenger RNA from Lymnaea stagnalis (great pond snail), 21551 nucleotides. The record is from the annotation of a GenBank genome assembly. Lineage: Eukaryota; Metazoa; Mollusca; Gastropoda; Lymnaeidae.